UCGUCGCGCCGCCGCUGCCACAGUUCUCGUCGUUGUUGGUGAAUUCGUCGCGCCACCGCCGUCGUCGUCCCUGUUACCGUUCACGGGAUCUCGCCCGCCACCGGGAAGGCGAGCAUUAUAAACGAUUCGAAAUCUGUCACCUCGGUGUCGGCACUAUCGGUACUGUCGGCGCGUGUGCACGACAAAGUCGCGGGUGCUCGGAGGCCUCGUGCCCUGAACGGUGCCCGCGGCGCCCCGUUCUCAGUACAACAUACACGAUACAGUGUACCAAACACACGAGCAUCUCGAAGCCCCAAGUGGCAUCUGUCUAUAUGACAAAAUGUCGGGAUCACAGCGGAUGCGAAAGUCCUCGCCUUGCUCGACAUCGAAGCAAGGCCCAAUGCGCGCGACUCUGCCUGUAAGCUCGUUAUUACGACAAGGCCGGCAGGGCAGCAGUCUCAGGAAAAGUAACAGCAACAGUCCUACCGUAUCGCCGACGAAUGCGAGUGCGUGGCGGGCCCGCAUCUCGCCGGAGACCUCUUCCUCGGGACAACGAAGCCCCGGCUCUCUCUCUUACAAAGCAAAAUCAAAAACAUUAAGUGGAAGAUGCAGCGAAAGUUUAAGUGGAAACCAAAAUAUUCGGAGGACAGCAUCGUUGGAUACUAUCUACUUAAAAGGACAAUGGCCCCGUGAUCCAUAUUACAUUCAUCAGAGUCUUCUUUUGGUUGACAAAUCUACACAGACAGAAGAAUGGUCCAACGAACCAAGGAAAUUACACACUCGACACCCUACAGAACAGACAACCACAGAUGAGAAAUUGGAAAAGUAUUUUAGGCAUCGGUUACAGCGUACAAGUAAGGAAGGCACUAGCAGUAGAGAGCGCACGGCUGCAUUUGGACUUAUAAUGCCUGGUGGACCACCACCAGCCUUUCCUGCAGAUCACACAGUACUUUUACCAAGUAUUGCUUCACAAACAUCAAUACACAACCAAUUUAGUUUGAGUACAAAGGCAAGCCCCAUGAACAUCCCCAUGAAACCAAUGAGGCCUCCAAUGCGUUCUUCUAUUGAAGGAUUAAACCAAGAAAUUGAAGGACUCGUUCUCAAAUCUGCAACUAACCCUAGUGAUCCUGAUCAUCCAGUGGAAGACAAAUAUGCACGAUACCGUGAACAAAUUACGCCAGAAGGACAUCGUGCACCAUUAGCAGACUUACUGAGGGCUACUCGCAGCGUUAACACACAAACACCAGCUACAGACCUUCCCUCCAGUUCGUAUUCUUCAGGCCCUCCAUCUAGGAAUUCUGAGUCUCCGCUGAUUCCUGGCCUUAUGGAUGCCUCCCGUCCGCCUAGCGAUCUCUUACAAGGUGGAAGUCGUGGUUCAACCCCUGAACAAGAUAGAGAAGGACGUCUCGGUACCUCUCCUCAUAUUAACAGGUUCCUAGCAAGAGAACCACCUGAUGGCUGUGAGAAAGUCAAUCUCAAAUUUGUAGAGGAUGUCAGGCGACCCAUGAUAGACUUGAGCAAACUAGACUAUUGCCCAAAGCCGUGUGUAGCAUUCCAGUUAAAACCUAGCUUGGGAUCAGCGUUCCUGCCAUUACAACAGCCAGCCAGUCCAACGAUGGUUGCAAGUGCGUCACCCUCUUCGCAUACAACACCAACUACACCUCCUCCAAAUCCAUAGUCCUGUUCUUUACCUUAUGGAGUAAUGUUUAUAAACCCCAUUGGUACAUAUAUAUAUAUAUUUUUUUUUAACGACCUCGAUGGGUAGAAAGUGGUUUACUUUGAGACGAAAGCAUACACCAACAAAAAAAAAAGAAGUUACCGAAAAGCAGCCUGUUUCCAGUGCGACACCCCAACUUUCGGGCAUCGUGAUUGUGUAACUAAAAAAAGUUCUAAUUGCAUCGAUACGAAAUAUUGAAUGGCAUUUGAGAGCUCCGUUAAAAACGUUCGAAACAAUAAUAAAAAAAAAAAAAAAUACGAGGAACAAUAAUUUGUGAUAACUAAAGGGAAAAGAAAAACGACAUUUAGGAAUAAACAUUGUGUUCUACAGGGAAAAAGACUAAGAAAAUUGUGUAUUCUAAAUUUAGUGCUAAAACGUGCUAAACGACUUUAGUUUUGUAUACAGGGACAAAUAUUCAAAAUGUCGAAAAGUAUUAAAUUUGAUUGUUGGGAAAGGCAAAAUUAUACGGAUACAAAAUGGGUACAUGUGCCUGGAUUUACAUAUGUACAUUAGUACCCCUCUAUAAUGUUCUCAUUAGAUCUUUAUCACUUUCGAACGAUUCGAUUUGCAUAGUGAGACGAAAGAAAGGAAACAAACUCUUGUUAGAAUUUUGUAUUGUUUUGUAUUAUUAUUCGUACGCUGAGAAUAUAUUCAAAAUUAUUAUAU
This is a messenger RNA of Dufourea novaeangliae, 2362 nucleotides long. Its product is annotated as glucocorticoid-induced transcript 1 protein-like. The record is from RefSeq and is a predicted model, not a curated record. Bases 320 to 1657 code for a protein of 445 amino acids. Lineage: Eukaryota; Metazoa; Arthropoda; Insecta; Hymenoptera; Halictidae. The transcript has 9 exons.